Cheilinus undulatus (humphead wrasse) is the source of this 1853-nucleotide messenger RNA. Its product is annotated as protein phosphatase 1 regulatory subunit 36. The record is from RefSeq and is a predicted model, not a curated record. NCBI's taxonomy places the organism in Eukaryota, Metazoa, Chordata, Actinopteri, Labriformes, Labridae. The transcript is spliced from 11 exons. Gene Ontology annotation, molecular function: phosphatase binding. Gene Ontology annotation, biological process: negative regulation of phosphatase activity. The coding region runs from base 228 to 1559 and encodes 443 amino acids.
ACGAACAUAGCUGAUUAAUUGAAGACUUGUAUGUGUUUUGAUCGGUUUGAGGACUCUAGUUCCCCCACAUAAAUCAUAAAAUUACAAAUGGCGACAGUAAGUAAAGGCAACAUAUGAGAUUGCGUCCAGAGGCACACCCCUCCCUCAUUGGCUGUUGCCUAGAUACCGAGCGUAACAGCAGCUACCGGCAGAAAUGAGCUAAACUGUUGGAAGCCUUAUUUACAGAAAUGCCCAAAUAUCCCGAAGAGACACGAAACGUGAGUGUACAUCCUCCAGGCCGUUGGGUGUGGAAUGACGAAGAAAAAACGGUGGAAUUUGUCAGCUCUUGUCCUGCAGAGGAGGGUGUCUCGAGAGAAAGAAAGAAAACAAAUGUCAGCUUCAGAGAGUUUCAGCUGCGGUCUGAGUGGCUGGCUGACAUCUGUACAUUGAACCACAGAGGGCGCCACAGCACUAAAAAGAGCCUGAGCCAUGUUCAUUUGAAUGCUUAUAGGUCCUCAAUGAUAAAGAGGCAAGGGGGCCAUGUCACCAUUGAUGACGUGAAACAGGUAGCCGUCAGUUUGCUGCAGGAGAAUUAUACACUUCCUAUUCCUCUCUGCUUCCUGGCUCUAUUGAAGAGGAAAGAGCUUGAUGAAGUCCUGACUGCACUCCUACUUUAUCUGUGCUGUUUCUUUGAACACAAAUCUCUGGAGAGCAAAGCUAAUCCUUUAAUGGUUGACAUCAUCACAGAGCACCAGAGACAAGCCAAAGCUUUGACCAAAAAGGAGAUAGCCCAAAAGAAUCUGGCUGUCGGCUACUUCAGCCUCAUCAUGGACCCAGAGGUAGACAGGCAUCAACGCAUCUCAUAUCGCAAGGGCCGGUUGUCUUCAAACAGUACAGAAUGGCUGCUGCAUGCGUGUUUGUACAGCUUCUUCUGCUAUGUGGCGUGGGUGACGUUCAGCAGAAAGUACUUGAAGGACAUCCAAGAGGAAGUGGGCCGUCUUUUCUACUCUGACGCCUUCAACAUGGCGGUGAGGAACAGGGCAGAUGGAGACCCAGAAAUGACAUCCUCUAAUGUUGAUGGUUCAAUGAAGACAGGAGAAGCUGACCCCAAGGAGACAGGAUAUAAUCAGAAAUUCAGGCAUCGGUAUGUGAAAGAGAGGUCAUUCCAGAAACGCCCUUCCCUCAGCGCCAUAGUUAAUCAGCGAUCCCCCCUGAUGGUGUCCCUGCUGCCCUCGCCCAAAGAACUUUCACCCCAUCUGUUCCUUGGCAGCCGGGCCAGGAAACAGAGUCCGCUGCCGGCUGAGCACUGUGACCCAAAGGCUCUGACUGAGGAGAUCCACCAGCAGCUGGCUGAUGUCAGCUUUGGGAUUCUUGGGAAACCGAUGUGUCAUUUCAGCCACAGCACCCUGAUUCCCCUUGGAGAAAACCAAAACAGCAGUGAUGAGGAAGAAGACCAUGAACCUGAUAGUAAUAGCAAAACCAGGGAGGAUCAUCCUGGCUUCAGUGUCCGAGGUAGCAGGUCAUCAUUCACAGGACCCUGCAGGUCAACAGGCCUCACUGUACAUGACAUUACCACCUAAAUUUUACUGCUUAAACAGAGGCGAAGACUUUAGACUGCGAAUGACUUACAGUGUCUGUGUGCGAGUUGUUUGUCAUUUUCGUUGGCAUUCAGCAGACAUUGUACGUGCAAAUGAAUUCCCCGGCACAGCCGACAGGGUCAGAAACACAGACCCAGGUAGGAGCUGAUUUUUCAUUCUGUGUUUCUCUAGACUGUCAUCACUCCCUCCAUGUUUUUGGAAUUAGCUCCUGAAUUUCAAAUCACUGUCUUAUUAUCCGCCAACUGGUGGUGCUGUUGAAUAAAAUAUAAAUAAAUC